Chanos chanos (milkfish) is the source of this 1240-nucleotide messenger RNA. Its product is annotated as POZ-, AT hook-, and zinc finger-containing protein 1-like. The record is from RefSeq and is a predicted model, not a curated record. The coding region runs from base 4 to 1182 and encodes 392 amino acids. NCBI's taxonomy places the organism in Eukaryota, Metazoa, Chordata, Actinopteri, Gonorynchiformes, Chanidae. Gene Ontology annotation, molecular function: RNA polymerase II cis-regulatory region sequence-specific DNA binding; protein binding; DNA-binding transcription factor activity, RNA polymerase II-specific. The transcript has a single exon. Gene Ontology annotation, biological process: regulation of transcription by RNA polymerase II.
GGUAUGGAGAGAAUUGAACCGCCGUGCAAUUAUUCCUCUUACAUAUACCAGGUGAGCAAGCAUAGCACCGAGAUGCUACACAACCUCAACAUUCAGAGAAAAGAUGGAGGCAGGUUUUGCGAUGUGGUUUUACGCGUCGGGGAGGAGAGCUUUCCAGCCCAUAAGGCGGUUCUAGCGGCGUGCAGCGAGUAUUUUGAGUCGGUAUUCAGCUGUCAGACCGAGGGCGACGGUGAAGCUAAAGAAUUGGAGAUGCAUACAAUAAGUCCUAAAGUUUUUAAAGACAUAUUGGACUUCGCCUAUACCUCCAAGAUUGUAGUGCGCCUGGAAUGCUUCCCGGAGUUGAUGACAGCGGCAAAGUUUCUGUUAAUGCGCUCCGUCAUCGAGAUCUGUCAAGAGGUUAUCAAACAAUCCAACGUACAGAUACGAGUCCCUCGCUCCCGGGGAGGGGACGUCAGUUUUUUUCGUGCUUCGGGGAGAUCGGAGACAUCGUACGCUCCUCCCGUUGACAUGUCAAACGAGACUGGAGCUGUGUUUACCAACAAUGGACAGCCCCACGGCGUUGACCGUGAUCAGGCAACUGGUGCUUCACUGUCAAACGACAACUCCCAGACCACCGUACCGGGUCUGCAGACGGUAGACAGAUUGGCCGUCUCGCCGUCAGAUCUUACGGGUAACCCCUACCACGGUGGGGGCUCUCCGGGAUCAAAGCGAGGCAGGGGACGGCCUAAGACAGCGGCGGCGAUGGAGCUGAUCACCCUCAAUCACAACGCACCAAAAGCAUUAGGGAUAUUCCCUUGUGGGAUUUGUGGUAAAGUGUUUAGCGAAGCCGUGCGAAUGAGGAACCACGAAGCGCAGCAUGGAGCUUCCAGUGGUGGGGUCAGCGGCAGAAGAGACUUGGCUUCAGUGGGCCGCCCGACAUUAAUUGCACACUCACAGCCAGGGAUGCAUGAAAACGGACUGCCAUCUCAAGUUGGCUUGGACAACACCCGCAAGAGAGAGAGGACAAGGCGUCAUGUGGGAUGCGAUAUCUGCGGAAAGGUUUUCAGCGACGUCUCUAAAUUGAACAGACACAAACUGUCACAUUCCGGCGAGAAACCAUACGCAUGCCCGGUAUGUGGACUGCGUUUCAAGCGCAAGGACAGAAUGUCGUACCAUGUGCGUUCUCACAACGGAUCACAUUAAUCGUAGCCCAUGAAUCUCCAUGUAACCAAUCUCGACAGAAUUUAUCGCUACUGAGUAU